AAGGCUCAUUUUCGGUAGUUAAAUUUCUCGAUGACAGGAGAAGAGCUUGGACUUUGCUGCGGUUUCGAGUGUCAAGAGAGCAAGAGCAGGAACGCUGAGAAACGCCAAGCACCUCGGAAGUGCCGGCACAGCUCAUGCCAUGCCUGCCGCUCGAGCACACCUGCAUCGCCGGGAACAAACGAUAUUCGCCGCAGAUUCGCGCAGGAGCGUGCUUUUGUGAGGAAUUGUCGGAUGGAGCUUUCACAAUGCAACAGUGCCUUGCCUUCAAGAUACAGUCAGAACGUUGCGGACCGUGGACCGCAGGUGGGAAGUACAGACUGUGCCUACCCACCUGGCGACAUACCGGCAACAGAUCAAUUGUACCUUCAUUCGGCGCUCAGUUGUGCGUCGAAAACUUUCUACGGACCCAACUCCUGCUGUUGAUGCGUUCAAAUUCCGACCUCGGGAUGGUCCGCGAUCCAUGCCGGACCAGACUCCGCAAAGAGGCCCCAAGCCUGAUUGAGGCUAAUGGGCUGGCGAGCCUCUUGAUGGCGUUCUGCUUCUAUGGUUUCCCCGCACGCGGAAACAUCACAAGCCUGUUAAUCGGGCACCUAGCCUUGAAUGUUGCGGUAACAGUGGUCAGCGAUUGUCACUGUGCAGCAAGAUCACUAGAGCGUGGUACCUGGACCAAGCCACGAGGUCAUAUAAGGUCACGUAGGAUGAUUGUUUGUUUAUGUUGUUUCGUUCAAUCUUGAUUGACAGCUCAAUUUCUCUGACUAUCACAAUGCGCUUCACCGCACCACUCCUCGCCCUGGCCAACGUAGCCUACGCUCAGAUCAACGGCACGAACGGCAUUGGCUCAAAACCUUCCGAGCGUUACGUUGUAUCAGCAGACCAGGCAUAUCAGAUCGUCCAGGCAGCCGUCAAGAAUGCCACCGCAAUCGGGGUGCCCCAGAAUGUUGCCGUCGUCGAUCCUUCCGGCCUUCUUGUGGCAUUUCUUCGUAUGGAUAAUGCCUACAUUGGCUCGG
Molecule: messenger RNA, 1007 nt
Organism: Didymella exigua CBS 183.55
Lineage: Eukaryota; Fungi; Ascomycota; Dothideomycetes; Pleosporales; Didymellaceae
Exons: 2
Coding region: 135-734 (199 amino acids)
Source: RefSeq, a predicted model, not a curated record